AUGAUUAUUUUUUUCCAAUCUUUGUUCCUAAUUUUGAUUACCUUGAUAGCAUCUACUUGUGUUUUCCACAAAAGAAAAGAGACUAGCACAAAAAACUUGCCACCAGAAAGAUCAAAAAAGUACUCAUCAGAGAUUUUCAAAACAAAGCUAUUUGGAGAGAAAACAGUGGUUAUGUUUGGUCCUAAUGCUAUCAAAUUCAUGUCAAUGAAUGAAUCAAAACUUAUCAAAUUUUGGUACUUGAAAACUCAGUGCAAGUUAUUCAAUCUUCCCGAUCAGAAUCAGAAUCAGAAUCAAACUCGAGUAGUUGUAGUUUCUGCUCCAAUGAAAAUCUUGGGGUUUCUUAAGCCCGAAGGAAUAGUUAAAUACAUGAAGAACAAUAAUAAAAUUGAAUCAAUCAUACACAAAAAUUUCAUGACACAUUGGGAAGGAAAAACGGAACUAAAAGUGUACCCUUUGGUGAAAUCUUUUUCAAUUUCAUUAGCUUAUCAAUUCUUCCUAGGAAGUGGCACAUCAAUGCUAGAUUAG
This is a messenger RNA of Vicia faba (fava bean), 525 nucleotides long. The record is from the annotation of a GenBank genome assembly. NCBI's taxonomy places the organism in Eukaryota, Viridiplantae, Streptophyta, Magnoliopsida, Fabales, Fabaceae.